Colius striatus (speckled mousebird) is the source of this 482-nucleotide messenger RNA. It is a transcript of the gene FAM32A, whose product is annotated as family with sequence similarity 32 member A. Gene Ontology annotation, cellular component: nucleolus. Lineage: Eukaryota; Metazoa; Chordata; Aves; Coliiformes; Coliidae. Bases 49 to 387 code for a protein of 112 amino acids. The transcript is spliced from 4 exons. The record is from RefSeq and is a predicted model, not a curated record.
GGCGCCAGGCCGCGGCCGGGCUGGGCGGGAGGCGGCCGCGGGGGCGCGAUGGCGGAUUACGAGGCGGUGCAGCGCGGGCCGCUGAGGCUGAAGGGCAGCGGCGCGGCCCUGAGCGCCGGCAAACGGAAGAAGAAGAAGGCGAAGGACAAAGCGCAGCUGGUGGAGCAGAUGGUGAGCAGCAAGAAGCAGGAGGAGGAGAAGAAGCGAGGGUUGGACAAGAGGACUCCGGCGCAGGUGGCCUACGAGAAGAUGCAGGAGAAGCGGCAAAUGGAGAGGAUCCUGAAGAAAGCGUCUAAAACCCACAAGCAGCGAGUGGAGGACUUCAACAGGCACUUGGAUACCCUCACUGAGCAUUAUGACAUUCCUAAAGUCAGCUGGACUAAAUGAAUGGACUGUGGGGGUCAGGGGGUGUGUUUUGUUGUACAGAGUUGCUAUGUAAAUCCAUGUAUUCUCCCUAUUGAAUGUUUACUUUAUCUUCUAAA